AUGGAGUGUCUUGUGGAUGAUACGAUGAACUCCAACUUUUUAUCAAAGUGUCCAGACUGCGGCUUGGACUCGCCAGUGUCCUCGACGUCUGGGGACAUGUUUGCGAGAUGUGAGAACUGCAAGGCCGCUGCAGAUACAGCUGUGGUUAAUAAUAACCAGAUGCUCCAGUCUCAUCGAGACUUCGUGCCAUCGCCGGAUUUCACGCGACCUCGGUGCUGUUCUUGUUUGGAAAAGUCAUCCGCAGUACAAUCCCCAAGGGAGUGCCCGGAGCCAGAGGUCCACCUAGAUGUACCACUGGCAAGACCGCGGAGUAGUAGUAGUCCCAACCAAUCGGCUUCUCACGACCAGUCAGAACGUAAUGCAUCAAUAUCCACCUGCCAUAACUUGAUAGCCCAUUCUAAAGACUGUACCCAUAUACACUCCUCGCAGGCCUCUCCUGAUGGUCUUCUAAUUAGCAAUAUUGCAGACUCCGUGGGACACGAUCCAUUAUCUGUCCAAUCUCUGCAACAUUCUCCGGACAAACCUGGAUCUGAAAUACCAUCAGACACAGCACUGAGUAAUGAAAGAUGUACGACCAGUAACCUACAGACGUGUCCCAGUUGUGGUUUAGUGAGUGGCACCAACGAUACCGGCCUUGCGAAUGUGGACCUUCAGGUUCCUUCUUCCAAUGUAAAUAUUCAGCAGACUGCUAGUGACACUUCAUCACCGGGAUCUUCGAAUAUACCCGGGGCUACAGCACCUACAAAUGCGAGUUCUUUGUCCGGUGUAGUUGAGGCGAGUAAUUUAACGGCGUCCUCUUCAGUCAGUGCCCUAUCAGAACCCUUAGCUCCGCGAGGUGACCCUGAACACCAGAAGACACAUUCAAACUUUAAACAGAAUCCUGAGACUAAAGAUUCGCUGGAGAUACCCACAGAAAACACUGUCCCUACACAGAACUCCGAUGUUCCCAAAAGCGGAGCCCAUCUCCGACCCCUAUACCUCACUUCCGCACAGAUCAUCAGUCACAACACAGAGUUGAACCGGAUUAAAACUGCCGCAACCAAAAGGACCACAAAAAGUACCAGAAGUCCCCGAUUGACCCACGGACACUUCGGCAUAGGCCAGCCCUCCAGGCCGACCAGGCAUUCUCUCAGCUCGACCACCGUGCUCCCCAUGGUGAUAACACCAGAUUCUCCUUUGCCACGUUUACCCUCGGAGUUUCUCUACGAGCUUCACGAUCUAGACCACGAGAACGAGGAUCUCUCAGCUGAGGUUGUCUACUCGCUUCACUUCAGGGACUACCAGAUUAAAGAGAUGUUGGGCAAAGGCAUCAGCAGCACAGUUCGGCGAGUCACCGAGAAGUCCACAGGGGUGGAAUACGCGGUGAAGAUCAUCGACAUCAGCGGGGAGAAGGGGGAGAUAACACAGCUGGAUCAGGUGAAGAAGGACACGUACAGGGAGAUCAGCAUCCUGCGGAUGUGUGCUGGGCACUCUCAUAUCAUUGAACUCCACGAUGUGUUCGAGACCCCUACAUUUAUUUUCCUGGUCUUUGAGUUAUGUCGGAAAGGUGAACUCUUCGACUACUUGACAUCUGUCGUUUCAUUAUCAGAAAAACGAACAAGAAUUUUUAUGCGGCAGCUGAUUGAAGCUGUAGCCUACAUACAUGACAAGAACAUUGUACAUAGAGAUCUCAAGCCAGAGAACAUCCUCCUGGAUGAUCAGUUGAACAUCAAAGUUUCUGACUUUGGAUUUGCUACAGUCAUCGCAGAAGGAGAGGAGUUAACAGAGCUCUGUGGUACUCCAGGAUACCUGGCUCCAGAAGUGCUAGCUCACUCCAUGUAUGAAAAUGUGUCCGGGUACGGGAAGGAGGUUGACAUGUGGGCCUGUGGAGUCAUCAUGUACACUCUAUUAUGUGGAGCACCUCCGUUCUGGAACCGACGACAGAUGAUGAUGUUACGAGCAAUCAUGAAUGCUGACUACACGUUUAACAGCCCAGAAUGGGAUGACAUUACAGAAGCCCCCAAAAACUUGAUUCAGAAGCUACUGCUGGUAAACCCCAAAGACAGGCUGACGGCCAAGGACGCCUUGAAACAUCCCUUUUUCCACAGCCAGAUUACUGAAGAGAAACUGUUCCACGCUCGAAGAAAGUUUAGGGCGGUGGCAGCUUGUAUUAUGUUCUACCUGAGAAUGAGCUUCUUCUCCAAGCAGCCACCUCCCAUCUCCUUGGACAUGGUGCGCAGCAACCCUUACGGCAUCAAGAUCAUGCGCAAGAUCAUCGACACCUGUGCUUUCGGGAUGUACAAGCACUGGGUGAAACGGGUGGACAACCAGAACCGCGCAGCGCUGUUCGAGCACACACUGAGGGAUGACUGGAAGCACACGCCGAUGAUUAUUGAUGGGAUCAAGAUAUGA
Messenger RNA from Candidula unifasciata, 2391 nucleotides. Lineage: Eukaryota; Metazoa; Mollusca; Gastropoda; Stylommatophora; Geomitridae. The record is from the annotation of a GenBank genome assembly.